ACUGUACCGUGCCGCCGUCCUGUUAAUAUAAUUUUCUCAUGCAGCAAGGCCCUCCAUCACCCAGGCCUGCAUCAGCAAAUUGAUCUGGUGCUUUAUUUUGCUCUAUUAGUCGCAGCAGAACGUGCUGGUGAAGGCUCAGAGGACACAGUGGUGCUUCAGGCUGAACAACAGCCGUCCGAUGGGUAACGUACCCACAACAGUGAAGCACUGCCUGAGCUAUGAGCAACUCAUCCACGACUACCCAUGGCUGAGACGAUGGCUGCAGGAGGAGAAGAACAUUACAACACAUGGAUACCCAGAGUUUGUUAAAAUUGUUGAAGUUGGACCAAGAGAUGGACUUCAAAAUGAAAAGGAAAUUGUUCCGACAGGGGUGAAAAUCCAGCUGAUAGACAUGCUCUCAGGAACAGGCCUGCCUGUGAUCGAGGCCACAAGCUUUGUCUCUUCAAAGUGGGUACCGCAGAUGGCAGACCACACUGAUGUGCUCAGAGGAAUCCACAGAGCGCCUCAUGUUCGGUAUCCAGUUUUGACACCUAACAUGCAGGGUCUCCAGGAUGCCGUUGCAGCAGGAGCUACUGAAGUGGCAGUAUUUGGGUCAGCGUCCGAAACCUUUAGUAAAAAAAAUAUCAACUGCUCUAUUGAUGAAAGCCUGCUGAGGUUUGAGGAAGUCAUUAACACUGCCAAAGAGCGACAAAUUCCAGUCCGUGGAUAUGUGUCUUGCACCCUCGGAUGCCCAUACGAGGGAUUCAUUGAACCUUCCAAAGUUGCAGAGGUGGCAAAGAGGUUAUAUGACAUGGGCUGCUAUGAGGUUUCCCUGGGUGAUACCAUUGGCGUUGGGACUCCUGGCUCCAUGUUUAAGAUGCUUGAGAGUGUGAUGAAGGAGGUGCCACCAUGUGCUUUAGCAGUUCACUGCCAUGACACUUAUGGGCAAGCACUGGCCAACAUCCUCACUGCACUUCAGAUGGGGGUCUGUGUGGUGGAUUCUGCAGUAGCUGGACUGGGAGGCUGCCCGUACGCUCAGGGAUCAUCUGGCAACGUUUCAACAGAGGAUGUUCUUUACAUGCUCCAUGGCAUGGGCAUUGAAACUGGAGUGAAUCUUGCUAAAGUAAUAGAAGCUGGCGACUUUAUCUGCAACGCUUUGUGUCGCAAGACAAACUCCAAGGUCGCCCAAGCAAAAGGCAGGACACAGUGAUGUGUUUAAGAUGAUGUUUAAGAAUAUACUCAAUGUUUUUUCCCUCUCAAGUGCUUCCCCAGUUGUUGCUGCCUUGGCGUUGUUACUAAUGCUGCUCUGUUUAAGUUCAUAUUCAUUGUUAUUUAGGCAUUUGUCACCUGAAUAAUCUUCAAAACCACAGCUGUGUUUUACUCUGACAUCUCAUCAACUUUAGUUGACGCUCCGGUGACUUCUAUCCAUAUUUUCAGGACGUGAGGAGUCAUGAUUAUCUGAUUCAUCCAAUUCAUGUAGGAUUUUCAGUUUAGCCUUGAAAGAAAGGACCGGUUUGGAUUUAAAGCAGGCCCAUGACUGUUAGUGUGAUCAUUCAUUAGUGAUAAAAGCCCGCCUUGAGGCUUUCAUGUCAGACAUGCGUACAGAUCCUCUGGAGGCAAAUUGAAAGAUUUUAUCAAAUCUUUACAUUUAGUGUUUUUUUCUUUUACAAAUAACUCUUUCAAAAGACUGCAGAUAUUGAUCACAUUGAAUUUAUCAACACAGGUGUUUGACUUGGGAACAGUUGAAGAAAAAAAAAAAGUUUCUCCUUGCCUUUUAAAUUGAAAUAUAACUCUUCAUGCACUUUACAUCCAAAGACACUUUUAAGCCUUUCUACCCAGCUAAGAUAAGUAUUGCAACUGUAUGCAAACUUCUAUGGCCAUAAAACUAACACUUUUAAAAGUAGCCUUGGAAAAGUUUUGUCCUCAGGAUUGCCAAAGAGCUGUGAAGAAGUGCUCCUUGAUCGUUUUUUGCCAUUAAAACCAUUUCACCAUCAUAUAAGCUAAUGAUUCAGUGUCUUUCCUGAAACUGUUGAAAGUGUGUUGUCAUCAUUGUCGUCUGUUUACACUGUUGCUAAUAAACAUAAUAAAAUGCAAAUGUCAAAU
Sphaeramia orbicularis (orbiculate cardinalfish) is the source of this 2082-nucleotide messenger RNA. It is a transcript of the gene hmgcll1, whose product is annotated as 3-hydroxymethyl-3-methylglutaryl-CoA lyase like 1. NCBI's taxonomy places the organism in Eukaryota, Metazoa, Chordata, Actinopteri, Kurtiformes, Apogonidae. Gene Ontology annotation, biological process: L-leucine catabolic process; ketone body biosynthetic process. Gene Ontology annotation, molecular function: hydroxymethylglutaryl-CoA lyase activity. The transcript has 9 exons. The record is from RefSeq and is a predicted model, not a curated record. The coding region runs from base 179 to 1189 and encodes 336 amino acids.